GUUCAUGGGAAAAUGAUUUUAGACGAAAGAAUAUGGUCAUCUGAAAAGAAUUUUUCAAUCAAGAACUGAAAAAUGGUUUCUCAUGAAAAACCGAUUAUUAAUAAGAUUAUCAUUAUUGUUAUUGGUGUAUAAAAUCCCGGUGUUAGGUUCAACAGAAUGUAAGGUACAAGUGGAGGAACCAGAUCGAUAUAUUAUAUGAAUUUUCAAAUGUUUAUAUUUGAAUAGCUUCCAGCCAAUUUUGAUAACGAUUUUCUCGGGUCAUUAAACUAAUUACAACGAGCAUUUUAUAGGCUUCUGUUUCAGCCUUUCAUACUUUUGCUAGGCUUUCGUGUUAAAAGGGCUUCAUAUCGAUUUUACAUUUAUUAUUUGACAAAAAAAUUACCAUAGUAUAUUUUUCAUUGUAGUUUAUUUUAAUUGGUGUUGAUAAAGUGAUUAAUCGCGUACUUCUGCGGAAUGUACUGUUUCAACUGCAAUAAAAAAUCAGAUCUGACGGAAGGAACUGGAAUUUUUUUCAGAUUAAAGGUAAAUUUGGAAUUUUUUCCUUAAUAUAGGAAAAUUCAUAUUUUCGUAGUGGAAAAAAUGGCAAAAAUAUUUCAAAUAUAUUGAAUACAUACAUGAGCAUAUAUAUAAUUCCGUGCAACGAACUUGGCGGUGGUCGAGGCGGCGGCGCACACAAUAGGCUCUCACAAUCAGCUGGUCGGCGCCAUGGACCCAGACGAGCCAGACUCACCUCUGAGACACCACAAGUUCGAGGACCCAGAGGUGACCGGAGUAUCUCGAAGUCGGAGCGGGAGGGCGAGAAAAAAAUCAUCGAAACUCGUUGACUUUGAAUCGCCAGCUGAUAAUCCUGAUAAAGUGUCAAAAAAAUUAUCUCAGCGAUUGCCCUUUCAACAUCACUACGAGGUGACAAUGGGUGGUAAUGGAGAGAGUGGGAGUAGGAAUUCAGGAUCACUGGGUUCACGCCAGAAGAUUAAGCAAGAACUAUCGGAGACUGAGACAUCAGAAACUGAGUUUGAGGACGUUGCUAAUACCAAUGAUGAGGAUAGCUUGUCGAUGGACUCACCCUCCGAGGAGGAGGUGGAUCCUCUGCUAAUUGAUGAGAAGGAGAUGGGCUUCAUGAAGCUUGAGGUGCAAGACGAUGGAGCACCAUCCCAAGCUAGUAGCCUCUAUAUGAUGGAGAAGAACAGGAAGAAAAUAUGCAUCAAGGAUGGCAAAAUCAUUGGACGGAGCAAGGCGCCGAGGAAGGAUAAAGGA
Messenger RNA from Diachasmimorpha longicaudata, 1254 nucleotides. RefSeq names its product HMG box-containing protein 4-like. The record is from RefSeq and is a predicted model, not a curated record. NCBI's taxonomy places the organism in Eukaryota, Metazoa, Arthropoda, Insecta, Hymenoptera, Braconidae.